GGAGGGGGGGUUAUUAUAUAUUCUGGGCAAGAGAAGACAGUCCAGGAAGAGACGCAAACACAUCGCUCCAGCAUCAGGAUUUUCUCUGACUUUGUGAGAAGUUUUCCCACUGCGCCACAAUGCACCUGAAAGUCUCAGCUGGUCUUCUCUGCCUCCUCUGUGCAGUUCUUUUUUGUGGAGCUCAGACCUCAACCCCAUCCCCAAACACCACCACCACUACAAACAGCACCCAGUCCACCUCCGCAACCCCCCCUCCCUCAACGUCCACGGCCACCAUGACAACACAGGUCAACAACGUCACUGAGAUCACCCCUACACCUAAGAGCGGUCUGUCGGAUGGGGCCAUCGCGGGCAUUGUCAUCGGGAGUAUCGCAGGGGCGGGGCUGCUGGGGGGCGGAGUGUACGGUGCAUUGAAGUACACUGGGAAAAUCUAACUCCGGCUCUGCACCAGCCCAUAGCACUGAAUGAUACACCUUAUGGAAGUGUGUGGAAAUGUGGAGACUAUGCAUGAAGCUAAAGUCUGAUAGGCCCAAGUACUAAACCUGUACAUGUACGCUGAAGAAACAUGCUGCGUUCAAUGACUCCACAGGCCUAAAGGAAGACUUCACUUCGUUUGAAUACUGUAAAAGCCUCAUAUUACACUAUUUUCUGAUUUGUUAUAAUGUUAUUUCCUCAUCACAAACAUACCUGGAGUUGUGUUUUGUUUCAUUCACAUAUAAAUCCUCUAUAUAUUUACUGUGUUUUUAAACUCCAUACACCUUCACUAGAUUUAUGUGAAUGAUUUCAGCCCUAGAAUUGUCGAUUUCAACUAAACAAAAUGCAGAUUAAUAAUAAAGGAUUACUCAAACAUGUGUGAAUGAAGCAAAACACAACUCCAGGUCUGUUUGUGGUGAGGAAAUAACAUUCUAACGAGGCUUAAAGCUCACAAUUGGACCUUUAAUGACUUUAUUUUAAUAUAAUGUCAAA
Molecule: messenger RNA, 966 nt
Organism: Periophthalmus magnuspinnatus
Lineage: Eukaryota; Metazoa; Chordata; Actinopteri; Gobiiformes; Gobiidae
Exons: 4
Coding region: 120-434 (104 amino acids)
Source: RefSeq, a predicted model, not a curated record